Symphalangus syndactylus (siamang) is the source of this 2445-nucleotide messenger RNA. It is a transcript of the gene WDR74, whose product is annotated as WD repeat domain 74. Lineage: Eukaryota; Metazoa; Chordata; Mammalia; Primates; Hylobatidae. Gene Ontology annotation, cellular component: preribosome, large subunit precursor; nucleolus. Gene Ontology annotation, biological process: ribosomal large subunit biogenesis. Gene Ontology annotation, molecular function: protein binding. The record is from RefSeq and is a predicted model, not a curated record.
GGAUUACAGGCGUGAGCCACCGCGUCCGUCUGUCCGCCUCUUAAAGAGUAAACGAGGCCGGGCGCGGUGGCUUAGUAAUACCAGCUGUAAUCCCAGCUACUUGGGAGGCUGAGGCAGAAGAAUCGCUUGAACCCCGGAGGCGGAGGUUGAGGUGAGAGGAGAUCGCGCCUGGGCAACAACGGCGAAGCUUUCUCAAAAGAAAAAAAAAAAUCGUCGGUUUCCUUUUCCCAUCUUUCUUUCGUUUGUGACUUAUAUUCCAGAACGAAGCCCCACACAUCAUUAAUGAUUUCAAUCGUUUCUAAAGUGUUUCUUAAAUCGUUUCUUAAAUUGUUUGUUGUUUCUUGUCUAACAGUCCAGAACACAUAUUACAUAAUGGAGCCAGGAGACAGACUACGGCUGGCUUGACCCGGCCACGCAGUCCAGGAAAGGUGCUUUUCACCCCAAGUGCAAAAUGAUCAAUGUAUUCUUCCGAUCUACAUAAACAAACACCUCCUGGUUUCAUUUUCGUAAAGCAAAACAAGCAGGGAAGCUUUACUCUUUAGGCUCUUUAAACUUCCAGCAACUACACUGCGCUGCAUCGGACUCGACGCCCGCUGGUGACGCACACGCUGCGCCGGAAGUGCGAACUGUCUGCCUCCAGGCUUUGUCAUGGCGGCUGCUGCUGCGCGCUGGAGCCAUGUGUGGGUCGGCACCGAGACUGGGAUCUUGAAAGGGGUAAAUCUUGAGCGAAAACAGGCGGCGAACUUUACGGCCGGAAGACAGCCGCGGCGCGAGGAGGCAGUGAGCGCCCUGUGUUGGGGCACGGGCGGCGAGACCCAGAUCCUGGUGGGCUGCGCGGACAGGACGGUGAAGCACUUCAGCACCGAGGAUGGCAUAUUCCAGGGUCAGAGACACUGCCCGGGCGGGGAGGGCACGUUCCGUGGCCUCGCCCAGGCCGACGGCACCCUCAUCACAUGUGUGGAUUCUGGGAUUCUCAGAGUCUGGCAUGACAAGGACAAGGACACAUCCUCUGACCCACUCCUGGAACUGAGAGUGGGCCCUGGGGUGUGUAGGAUGCGCCAAGACCCAGCACACCACCAUGUGGUUGCCACAGGUGGGAAAGAGAAUGCUUUGAAGAUAUGGGACCUGCAGGGCUCUGAGGAACCUGUGUUCAGGGCCAAGAACGUGCGGAAUGACUGGCUGGACCUGCGGGUUCCCAUCUGGGACCAGGACAUACAGUUUCUCCCAGGAUCACAGAAGCUUGUCACCUGCACAGGGUACCACCAGGUCCGUGUCUAUGAUCCAGCAUCCCCCCAGCGCCGGCCAGUCCUAGAGACCACCUAUGGAGAGUACCCACUGACAGCCAUGACCCUCACUCCGGGAGGCAACUCAGUGAUUGUGGGAAACACUCAUGGGCAGCUGGCAGAAAUUGACCUUCGGCAAGGGCGUCUACUGGGCUGUCUGAAGGGGCUGGCAGGCAGUGUGCGUGGGUUGCAGUGCCACCCUUCAAAGCCUCUACUAGCCUCCUGUGGCUUGGACAGAGUCUUGAGGAUACACAGGAUCCAGAAUCCACGGGGUCUGGAGCAUAAGGUAAGUCGUCUCUCCCACCCCCAACUCAUGGUCUUGUGGAGGCCCCACCUCCUGUGCCCCCCGUUGAUGUUUCUGUCUCAGCAUGCCUGGCUCCUUAAGGCCCCUCAUCUUUUGCAGGUUUAUCUCAAGUCUCAAUUGAACUGCCUCCUCUUAUCAGGCAGGGACAACUGGGAGGUGAGCAGUUGGGUCUGGGAAUGUGGGAGCCAAGGGCAUAGAUGUGAGGACCUCCCUAUGGAGAGGAAAAGGAGGCAGCUGGAAUGCAGACCUGGGACUAUCUGUUUACCUGCCUGGUCACUUAAUUUCUCUGAGAGGCAUUAACAGUUAAAAUCCUGAGAGGGUUAUUUCCAACAGCAUGGAUGGGGUUGCUUUCUAGGAGCAAGGAAUAAAGGUGGUGGUACCCAGAGGGAUUCUUUCUCAGCCAGGGUCUCCUUGCCUGUGGGUUUGUCCCUGUGCCUCCGACUACUUUUCUUUUUUCUUUUUUUUUUUUUUUUAACUUCUUUUUGUAGAGAUAGGGUCUCCUUAUGUUGCCCAGUCUCGUCACUAAGUCCUGGGCUCAAGCAAUCCUCCUGCCUUGGUCUCCCAAAGUGCUGAGAUUACAGGUGGGAGCCACCGUGCCCAGCCCCCCUGACUCCUAAGCUUUCUUCCCACUCACCAGGAUGAGCCCCAAGAGCCUCAAGAACCCAACAAGGUGUCCCUAGAAGACACAGAGACAGAUGAACUUUGGGCAUCCUUGGAGGCAGCUGCCAAGCGGAAGCUCUCGGAUUUGGAGCAGACCCAAGGAUCUCUCCAAACGAGACGGAGAAAGAAGAAGCGGCCUGGGUCCACCAACCCCUGACGCCCCUGUGCCCACUUUGUAAAUAAACUACUGAACACCCA